AUGAACAGUUCGGGAAGGAUAGCAGUCAGCUGGGUAGUAACACAUGCCUUUUUUCCCCCCUCUCCUUUUAAUUUAGGCAAAGGAGGUAAAAAUAGGCGACGAGGUAAGAAUGAGAAUGAAUCAGAAAAACGAGAACUGGUGUUCAAGGAGGACGGGCAAGAAUAUGCCCAGGUGAUCAAGAUGUUAGGCAAUGGAAGACUGGAGGCAUUAUGUUUUGACGGUGUGAAGAGGUUAUGUCAUAUCAGAGGGAAACUAAGAAAAAAGGUUUGGAUAAACACAUCUGAUAUUAUAUUGGUGGGCUUAAGAGACUACCAGGAUAACAAGGCUGAUGUUAUUCUAAAGUACAAUGCAGAUGAAGCCAGAAGUCUGAAAGCAUAUGGGGAGCUCCCAGAACAUGCUAAAAUCAAUGAAACAGACACAUUUGGUCCUGGAGAUGAUGAUGAAAUCCAGUUUGAUGAUAUUGGAGAUGAUGAUGAAGAUAUUGAUGACAUCUAAAUUGGAACAGAGGUUUACAUUCCAACUUUCCUCCUCCCAGGAUUGUUCUACAUUGAUAUUUCGAUUAUUUUUUUGGGUGAAGUCCCUUUCUUUUAAGAAGACUGAAAAUUCUUGGUAAAGAGUGUACUUUGUUACAUCAAAAGGAUUUAUUUUCAAUGUUUGUUUUAAAGUAUUUAUAUUUCUUUAGAAACGGAUAAUGCUGGAUUAUCACAAAGGUUAAAUGAAAUGCCACAAGUAUUUUGCCUCUUCACCAAUUAGAGCUUUUACCUCUGGAUGUAAGCGAGAUGCAGUGACAUGGGCUGUAAACGACUGCAUUCCUCCCUCUUCUGCUUUCAUCACUACAAUUCCAGUUACACUUGUAUUUCGAAAUAAAAAUUGCGAACCCUGUAACUAUCAUGGAUUUUGAUUAAAUACUCAGUUCAGAUUAAUGUCAAGUCAUACUACGCAGUGUGUGUCCUCAUGCCCCUUGCCUUGAUGCUAACUUUGAAAAAAAGAGUUUCAUAAUAGAAGAGGAAGGCAGAAAUCUGCAUUUAACUUCAUAAUGUCAGAAUCUGCUCUUCGUGUCUAGUAGCAUGCUGCUAUUUUUAUACUGAUUUUGAUAAUUCCCCACUCAUAAUUUCAGAGAUGGAAAUAAUUUGCCGCAGGGGAGCGGCCGGGGCAGGGCGAGCAUGAGGCGCCGGCAGCGUCUCCGGCUCGCUGCUCGCUGAGCUGUAGGUGCAGCCCCUGAGCGCGGGGUGGCACCCAGCCCCAGCGAGACACCAGUGCCGAGCACGGGAAGCUGCUUCUGCACCGAAACGUACGUCAGCUCCUUCCGCUUUUCCCAAAGUGAAUGCCUAACGUUCUUGCUACGGUAAACGUGUAGAAUACUUUUGCCUUAUAGAAAAGGUUAUGUUACCAGUAGAGUUUUAUUUUAAUCUCUGAUUCCAUGCAUUGUAAGGUACAACGUUAAAGCUUAUGUGAGCUCUGCAUAACAAUAAAGAGGAGAAAUUAAAUUUGUGUCAAAAUUAGGGAAAAUCUUUUUGUCCAGAAUGGAUCACGGAAACAAGCGAAUGGGAAGGUUCUUCUCCAGCUUCUGACUGGAGGAAGCGGUUAACAAGUUGAAUAAAAACUAACAUCAUCAUGCAACUAUUAUUUUGUGGCAGCUUUAGUUUCUGUGUCUUUAAUUAUGUAUUUAACAACUCUGAAUGCAGGUUAAUAGAAAAUUUUAUUUUGUGCCAUAAAAAAAGAUCUGAUUCUUGAUACUUG
Molecule: messenger RNA, 1740 nt
Organism: Nothoprocta perdicaria
Lineage: Eukaryota; Metazoa; Chordata; Aves; Tinamiformes; Tinamidae
Gene: EIF1AX
Product: eukaryotic translation initiation factor 1A X-linked
Exons: 7
Coding region: 1-495 (164 amino acids)
Biological process (GO): translational initiation
Cellular component (GO): cytoplasm
Molecular function (GO): translation initiation factor activity; RNA binding
Source: RefSeq, a predicted model, not a curated record